Messenger RNA from Diospyros lotus (date-plum), 3003 nucleotides. Its product is annotated as cucumisin-like. Gene Ontology annotation, biological process: proteolysis. Lineage: Eukaryota; Viridiplantae; Streptophyta; Magnoliopsida; Ericales; Ebenaceae. The record is from RefSeq and is a predicted model, not a curated record. The coding region runs from base 141 to 2399 and encodes 752 amino acids. The transcript is spliced from 10 exons. Gene Ontology annotation, molecular function: serine-type endopeptidase activity.
AAUAAUGGUUAAGAGAGAGCCCUUCAUGUCUGCGAGCCUUCUAUAUAAGCUUUAUUUGUUAGUUGUUGCUUCAAUAUGAGCAAUCUGAUCUGAUAUACAGCAGAGAAGAUAUAUAAUUAAGUGGGUACAAAGAUAUCUAUAUGGCAAGAAAAAUGACCGUUGGUUUGUGGGUUCUCCUACUUCACCUCUCCCUCCUACUGCUCAAACCAGAAGCUGCAGAUUCUCGUGCUCCUCGACAGGCUUACAUCGUUUAUAUGGGGGACACCCCAGAGGAUGGAUUUUCUACAUCUUCUCUCCAUACAAGCAUGCUGCAAGAGGUUCUUGGCAGCAACGAUGUAUCGGCAUCCCUUCUCUAUAGCUACAAGAAGAGCUUCAAUGGGUUUGCUGCCAUGUUAACUGAGGACGAGAAGACGAGGAUUGCUGAUAUGAAUGAAGUAGUUUCAGUAUUUCCCAACAAGAAAUAUCAACUUCACACAACACGGUCAUGGGACUUUAUGGGUUUUUCCCAACAAGUCAAAAGAACAACCAUUGAGAGCAACAUUAUCAUUGGAGUUCUCGACUCCGGAAUUUGGCCGGAGUCCGAGAGCUUUGUCGAUAAAGGAUUUGGCCCGCUGCCAAGCAAAUGGAAGGGCACCUGCCAAGUCUCUUCCAACUUCACAUGCAAUAAUAAAGUUAUCGGUGCACGGUUCUACCGGAGCGACGGGGAGUAUGCCAAGGAAGACGCAAAGUCUCCGAGGGACACAGACGGCCACGGAACACACUGCGCAUCCACAGCAGCCGGAGGCGCAGUUGGCAUGGCGAGCCUGAUGGGGUUCGGCAUGGGAACUGCGAGAGGAGGCGUGCCAGCGGCCCGGAUUGCAGCGUACAAAGUAUGUUGGUCAGACGUCUGCCGAGCCGCCGACAUUCUGGCGGCGUUUGACGACGCCAUUGCCGAUGGUGUUGAUAUAAUCUCCAUCUCAGUUGGAGGGGGCUAUCCAACAGAUUAUUUUGAGGAUCCAAUAGCAAUUGGAGCUUUUCAUGCCAUGAAAAAUGGGAUAUUGACAUCCACCUCAGGGGGUAACGACGGACCGAACCUUGCCACCAUUUCGAAUGUAGCUCCUUGGCUUCUUUCAGUUGCUGCUAGCACCACUGACAGGAAGUUCUUGACCAAGCUUCAGUUGGGUGACAAUCAAGUCUACCAGGGAAUUUCCUUAAACACAUUCAAGAUGCAGAAAAAAUAUCCCAUGAUCUAUGCUGGAGAUGCUCCAAAUACUACAGCAAACUUCACUGGUUCCAUAUCCAGGUACUGCCUCGGAGGCUCGCUGAACCCGAACUUGGUGAAGGGUAAAAUCGUUCUCUGCGAUGGUAUCGGUAACGGUAUCAUCAGUACCGGGGAAACAACGCUGUUGGCCGGCGCAGCUGGGGCUGUGACGCAAGUGACAGGCUUGAGGGAUUUUGCUUCCUCUUAUCCUCUUCCAGCAGCUGUAGUAGGAGAUGAUGGUGGUAGCGCUAUUCUCAGCUAUAUCAACUCCACCAGCAAUCCAAAGGCAACUAUAUUCAAGAGCAAUGAGGCCAAUGAUACUCUGGCUCCCUAUGUGGCCUCCUUCUCAUCCAGGGGUCCAAAUCUCGUCACAACUGAUAUACUCAAACCGGAUAUAGCUGCUCCUGGAGUCCACAUCCUAGCAGCAUGGUCACAGGCUUCAUCGGUGACAGGAGUAAAAGAAGACCGAAGAAGAGUAACCUACAACAUGGUAUCCGGGACAUCAAUGGCAUGCCCACAUGCUUCUGCCUUGGCUGCCUACAUCAAAUCCUUUCACCCUACAUGGUCCCCUGCUGCAAUCAAGUCUGCCAUGAUGACUACUGCCCUUCCCUUGAGCGUGGAAACUAGCCCAGAAGCAGAGUUUGCGUACGGUUCAGGCCAUAUGAAUCCCCUUAAAGCGACAAACCCUGGCCUUGUAUAUGAUGCAGAUCCAGUUGACUACAUCAAGCUUUUAUGCGGACAGGGCUACAAUAACACCGCCUUGCGACUCGUCACCGGCGAGAAGAGAACUUGCUCGGAUGUUGGCAGAAAUGGGACAAUGUGGGACCUAAACCUUCCAUCCCUGACCCUUUCAACCAUGGCCUUGACGCCAUUUAACCAGACAUUCAAGAGGACGGUCACAAAUGUUGGGCUACCCUCAUCCACAUAUCAUGCCAGACUGACUAAUCAUAAUUCUGCACAGGCACUUAGGAUCAGCGUCGAACCCACAGUUCUGACAUUCACGUCUCUCGGGCAAAAGCUAGGGUUUUUGGUGAAGGUGGAAGGAGCAAUAGGAGCAACAAGGGUGUCUGCUUCUUUGGUGUGGGAUGAUGGCACACAUCAAGUGAGAACCCCCAUUGUUGUCUAUGCUUCACAAAUACUACCUACUUCAUUGUUCUAGUUACGUGAUGAUAAGACCAGUAGAGGCUCCAGUAAUAAGAGUGGAUGGAAUGCAAUAAAUAUCCUUCAAAAGAGGUAGAGAAAAAUCAAAAAGAACUUGUGGGAGAAAACAACAACAACAUACAACAUAUCCGGCCGUUAUCCCACUAUGUAGGGUUGGCUACAUGAACUCUAGACUUCUAUGUGGGUUGCAUCCCAACAGAUAGUUUGUCUAGAAUUCAUAUUUGGAUCCGACUAGGUUUUACGCUAGCUGUCGGCUACCUAACGCAAGCCUCCUCCUUUAUCCGGGAUUGGGACCUGCAGUAGAUAAUAUCCCCUGGCGGAAUAAUGAUGAAAUGGAGUUUGAAUACCAUCUUCACAUGGAGAAGUUUCAUGAGAUGGUGGUGAAUGAAGAUAAUUGAUAUAGUUGUGUUUCCAUAACUUAAGUGCAAAAUGAAUUACAAGAGCCAUACAGAAGAUAGGGCUAUAAGUAAAAGUGAUUAGCAAUUUAGAAUUUAUAUAAUUAAUCUCAUGGUGGGAUAAAGACAUAAUAUGUCAUUAUUAUUAUUGUUUUUAUUUUCCUUGCAUAUCAAAAUAGAUUAUACUAAAAAUUUCAAGGUGCUUAA